This is a messenger RNA of Momordica charantia (bitter melon), 861 nucleotides long. NCBI's taxonomy places the organism in Eukaryota, Viridiplantae, Streptophyta, Magnoliopsida, Cucurbitales, Cucurbitaceae. The record is from RefSeq and is a predicted model, not a curated record.
AUGGCAUCGUUCUUUGAAAUGCAGAAUGCUAGAUCCACAUAUGCUCUGAUCUCUCUAUCUGUGUCAUAUGCUAAUAGUACAACAUUGCGAGGGGGUGCUGCUGCUUCAGGGGCAGCACAACAGAAUUCCCAUCGACUAUCUCCUUUAUUAUUGCAUUCAGACGAAUUGAUGGAUUUGGUGGAUUCAUUCUUGCAGCAGCUUGAUUUCUUCGUUGUUCCCUUCGAUUUUGAUGAAAAGUUCGCUCUAUUUCGUGAUCGAUUAUAUACUGACAAAAUAUUGGGAACUUUCAAAACUAGUUUCUCUCUAUUUCGUUUUUUUUUUUUUUUUUUUUCCCAGCUUUUUCGUGAGAGGGUUGGGUGUUCGCUAGGGUUUUCGAUCUCCCUCUUCUUCUCCGGUGUAUCUCUGGCUCUCCGAUCUUCCUCUUCUUCUUCGAUCUUCCUCUCAUUCAGAUUCAGACUCACGAAGGUGAAUAAAAGGGCUAAGAAGUUUAAGAAAAAUGGUUACCCACAUUAUGGAAAGUUUAUGAGAAUAUUUGGAGAUACUACAGCUACUGGUGCUAAUGCUUCUGCAUCAACCAAACUUCUAUCAGAUUUUGAAGAUGAAAAUGAUGUUGGAAGCAAUACAAACUUUGUUGUUGAAGAUGAUAAUGGACAAGAAAAAAGUGGGAAACGAGUAUGAAGGAAAAUGGAAGAUUUGAGUAGUUUCAUUUCUUCGUUUGUAGAUGCUUAUGUGGGGGAUUCGACUUGAAUUGUAUUAGAUAUUCUACAUUUGAAUGAUAGAUAUUAUUGUUGUUAUUAAUUUUGCUUGAGACUUGAAUUGUAUUAGAUAUUCUAAACUCCGGAAGAUGUUUAUUUCUUUUUA